AUAUUUCUCCUUUCUUGCUCUGGUCUUCGUCCAAACUCCAUAUUUCGGAACUCUUGGGCAAAUAAAUUAUCAGCAAAUAUGGAUAAUCGGGCGGUUGAGGAGGGGGUUUCCCUCGAAGAAAGUCCUUGGUACACUUCGGUGACCUUCAUUGCCACCGUAUCCAUACUUUCCUUGACCCUACUCUUGCUUAUAAUUUAUCGGAAAAUGGUAGUGAUCCUCGUGAAGACAUUUCCCCGUGACUGCAGGGCGGUAGUGAGAUUCGCAAGAGUUAUAAAAACGCUAAAAAUUUUUGGCCUAAAAAAUAUGUCAGUCGGAAAAAUGUUUGACGAAAUAGUAAAGAAACAUCCAAACAAGGUUUGCUUCUAUUUCGAAGACCAAGAAUGGACUUUUGCCCAGGUUUCUGAUUAUGCAAACCGCGUGGCCAAUUAUUUCCAGUCUCAAGGGUUUAGAAAAGGCGAUUCUAUUGCUCUCUUCAUGAAUAAUCGACCGGAAUUUGUGGCUGUGUGGCUUGGACUUUCUAAAAUCGGAGUAAUGAGUUCAUUAAUAAACUUUAAUUUGCGUCUCAAACCUUUGCUCCAUUCAAUUGAAGUGGUCAACUCGAAGGCCAUAAUCUAUGGGCAUGAACUUUCUGAAGCCAUCCAAGAACUGAAAGACGAAGGAUUGCUUAAUCUGCCAAUAUACUGCUCUGGACAUUCUGGCAAAUCCAUCACAGUGGACAACUCAAUUGACAUGGAUGAAGCCAUAAAGAGGAAUUUAGGAACCAAUCCUGUGGUGAAAGAAGUUGUUGGCUUUCAUGAUAAUCUUGUCUACAUUUACACUUCGGGGACCACUGGGCUUCCGAAGGCCGCCCCUAUAAAACAUUCUAGGUUUUUCUUUAUGGGCGUCGGCGGACACAACUUGCAUGACCUGACCGAGUCUGAUAUCCAAUACACGGCGUUGCCUCUCUAUCACUCGGCUGGUGGAAUUCUUGGCAUUGGCCAAGCCCUGAUUUAUGGUACAUCAAUCGUCAUCAAAAAGAAAUUUUCUGCCUCCAGUUGGUGGAAGGACUGCAUUCGCUAUAAGGUGACGGUCUGCCAAUACAUCGGAGAAAUCUGUAGGUAUUUGUAUUCACAACCUCCAUCUCCAGAAGAUAAGCAGCAUCGAGUGCGUAUCAUGUAUGGGAAUGGACUCAGGUCCGAGAUAUGGGCCAGCUUCGUCCAACGAUUCGGAGUCAAGCGUAUUGGAGAGUUGUACGGCUCGACGGAAGGAAACUGCAAUGUUGUGAAUAUCGACAGUAAAGUUGGAGCGGUUGGAUUUUUCCCACGCUUCGCCUACCCUCUUCUGCCCACCUCUUUGGUCAAAGUGAAUGAGGAAACUGGAGAAAUACUCAGGCAUCCUAAAACAAAUCGGGUUAUUGCAUGCAAACCAAAUGAAGCUGGUGAACUGAUAGGAAAAAUUAUCGCUGGGAAUCCUUUAAGAGACUUUCAAGGGUAUGCUGAUCCUGCAGCAAGGGAAAAUAAAAUUAUUCGUGACGCUUACCGAAAAGGAGACGCCUGGUUCAGAAGUGGCGAUAUUUUAGUCAUGGACGAAUUCGGUUACUUCUACUUCCGGGACCGUACUGGAGACACUUUCAGGUGGAAAGGCGAAAACUGUUCCACCGCCGAGGUCGAAUCCGUGGUUAGCAAUGUCUGUGGAUUGAGGGACGCUGUGGUGUACGGGGUCGAAAUUCCGGGAAAUGAAGGAAGAUGCGGCAUGGUUUCGAUAGCAGAUCCGAACAGUGACUUGGACAUGGAUGCUUUGGCCAGUAAGGUGACAAAAAGUCUCCCAGUUUAUGCAAGGCCUCUUUUCGUAAGAACUAUGCAUGAAGUAGAACUAACAGGAACGUACAAACUUCGAAAAGUCGAUUUGCAGAAGGAAGGAUUUGAUAUCAACAAAAUUAAAGACAAUAUUUAUUUCCUCUCAAAUCACAAAUACGUAAAUCUAGAGCAUGACUUAUUCAAUAAGCUCGUAUCUGGUCAAGUAAGACUUUAACUAAUAGAAUUUGUUAUUGAAGUGAUAAUACUAACAAAAAAAUCUGAAAAAUAAAGACGAAUUGAUUUUAUCUACAGACAAA
This is a messenger RNA of Folsomia candida, 2092 nucleotides long. RefSeq names its product long-chain fatty acid transport protein 4. Lineage: Eukaryota; Metazoa; Arthropoda; Collembola; Entomobryomorpha; Isotomidae. The coding region runs from base 79 to 2010 and encodes 643 amino acids. Gene Ontology annotation, molecular function: long-chain fatty acid transmembrane transporter activity; long-chain fatty acid-CoA ligase activity. Gene Ontology annotation, biological process: triglyceride homeostasis. The transcript is spliced from 17 exons. Gene Ontology annotation, cellular component: endoplasmic reticulum. The record is from RefSeq and is a predicted model, not a curated record.